Oncorhynchus nerka (sockeye salmon) is the source of this 1222-nucleotide messenger RNA. RefSeq names its product intraflagellar transport protein 43 homolog A. Bases 88 to 699 code for a protein of 203 amino acids. The transcript has 9 exons. Gene Ontology annotation, biological process: intraciliary retrograde transport. The record is from RefSeq and is a predicted model, not a curated record. Gene Ontology annotation, cellular component: cilium; intraciliary transport particle A. Lineage: Eukaryota; Metazoa; Chordata; Actinopteri; Salmoniformes; Salmonidae.
CCCCCUUAUUGGUGUCACCAUGGAGAUGGUUGGGGUGUGACGCUCCUGGUCCCCAGGAAGUAGCUCCAUCUGUAAACGCACGGGGAAAUGGACGAUAAUCUUCAACUCGGAGACAGUGGAGUUGUAAAGAAUGUUGCAAAGUUAGGUCGACGGGCUCGCCAGGCUGCAGAGCAAACAUCUUCAAUGGAGGAGUCUCGACACGUCAGAAAAUCCUCUUCUUCUACGUCGAUGGGAGAGGUACCCCCUCCUAAACCAGCCCGCAGGCAGGGCGGCUGGGCUGAGGAGACUUCUGGAUCUGGAUCAGCCAAGUCUGGAAGAAGGCCUGCCAUGGUGGAGGAUGUGGAAGACCGACGCCUUCGACCACAAACCCCCCAGGGCUCGGAUGAUGAAGGAGAUAUACCAGUUAUUCCAGACCUUGAUGAAGUACAAGAGGAAGACCUUACCAUGCAAGUUGCUGCUCCUCCAAGCAUCCAGGUGAACCGGGUAAUGACAUACAGAGAUCUGGACAAUGACCUCAUGAAGUACUCUGCCUUCCAGACCCUGGAUGGGGAGAUUGACUUGAAGCUCCUCACCAAGGUUUUGGCUCCAGAGCAGGAGGUGCGGGAGGAGGACGUGGGUUGGGACUGGGAUCGUCUGUUUACGGAGGUGUCCUCAGAGCUGCUGACGGAAUGGGAUCAAGGAGAGAAGGAGGAGUUAUGAUGUGUUAUGAUGACGAGCCUCCCCAGGAUGGGAUCGGGUGGACCAGGAGGCCUCCUCUGGGACCUGGGUGGGUGCAUGACAAUGCUCUGUCCAAACAUAGGGACCAUCAAGUAUAUGUAGCUUGUUGUUCAUAUUCCAAAUUCAGUGCACAAUGUAUUUAUUUUUUCUAAUAAAUUUAAACACGCCACAUUUGUAGGUAUAUUUAUUGUGAAAUUAAUUACUGUAAUUUCUAUAGUAGGUUGCAAAUUAAUUAUCUUCUCUAAAACACGUGUGCGGUAUUUCACUGCAAUGCUAUCUGUUUGAAUCUACCAAGACUGCUAGAAGACAAAUCACUUUUGUUUAAAAAUGCUGAAUGCCUAAAUGGUCUGAUACAGAUUAAAAUGCCCUCAUCUCCCGCCUGCAUUAUCUACCCCCCUACAACCUCAGUCAGAUACAAGUCCAAGGUUGACAAUCACCUAAGCUGAAAUCCACUUGAUUGUGGUCAAAUUAACAUUCUUCAUUAAAGCCAACAACUUUAUUGUUA